CAGAUCCACGCGCGUCAUGGAGCGCACCUUCAGACAGCAGCUCUUCUUCCUCGCUCUGUGUCUGUGCGUCCUCACAGGACACUCCAGACACGUCGAGAACAACGACAUCAUUAAAGACGAAUUAUCUUCUUUUAUCAACUCUGAACUGAAGAGAGAAAUGAAUGAAGAACUGAUCUAUCGCAGACCUUUACGUUGCCUGGACAUGGUGGCAGUGGAAGGUCAGUUCACCUUCACAGCUGAGCGACCUCAGCUGAACUGUGCCGCUUUCUUCAUGGCUGAUCCCACUGAACUGAUCAGUAUUGAUUAUGACAAUGUGGACAUCGACUGCAGGGGAGGGGACUUCAUCAAGGUUUUUGAUGGCUGGGUGAUGAAAGGAGAAAGAUUUCCCAGUGUUUUUGAUCACCCGCUGCUUCUGCACGAGCGCUACAUUGACUACUGUGGCUCAGGAUCAAUAAGGAGAAACGUGCGCUCGUCCCAGAAUGUGGCCAUGGUUUUCUUCCGCAUCCACAGUGCCGGAAGCAGCUUCACCAUCACAGUCAGAAAACUCAUCAACCCUUUCCCCUGUAAUGUCAUCUCCCAGACUUCAGAGGGUAGUUACACCAUGGUGAUUCCACAGCAACACAAAAACUGCAGCUUCUCCAUCAUAUACCCAGUGGAGGUCCAGAUCUCAGAGUUCAACCUGGGGCGCUACGACAACUUUCCAAAGAGGACCAUGAGUGGAUGUGCAGAAUCUGGAGAUUACGUCCAGUUACUGGGAGGUAACGUCAUUGACACAUCCAAGCUGCUGCCUGUCACAGACUUCUGCAUGUCCUUCACUGGACGCACCAACAUGAAAAUCGGCUGUGAUAACACGGUUGUAAGAAUGGUUUCCAGUGGGAAAUUUGUCAGCCGAGUCUCGUUUAGCUACAGGCUACUGGACAACCAAGAACUCCAAACCAUCAAACUCAACAAUGUGGAGGAUUUCUGUUUCAAUGACUGACCCCAUGAGGCUCAGAAUGUGAUAAAUGUAUGAUUUGUUUUUUGAAAA
This is a messenger RNA of Thalassophryne amazonica, 1027 nucleotides long. It is a transcript of the gene crhbp, whose product is annotated as corticotropin releasing hormone binding protein. The record is from RefSeq and is a predicted model, not a curated record. NCBI's taxonomy places the organism in Eukaryota, Metazoa, Chordata, Actinopteri, Batrachoidiformes, Batrachoididae. The transcript is spliced from 7 exons. Gene Ontology annotation, biological process: negative regulation of corticotropin secretion; hormone-mediated signaling pathway; negative regulation of corticotropin-releasing hormone receptor activity. Bases 17 to 979 code for a protein of 320 amino acids. Gene Ontology annotation, molecular function: corticotropin-releasing hormone binding.